GUUCAAAGCUGUCGCAUUCAGCUUCAAGCUCUGCAGAGCCUCUGACUCCAACCAGGUACGUGGGCAUCAGGUCGGUAGCCAGAGGGGACAAGGAUCCUGCAGAAAGGCAGUAAGAACCGCCGAUGCUCCCUUAGUAGAAAGGUAGCAGCUAUCGAUGAGAGUGUACAGAGAGCGUUAUGGAUGGCAUGUCCCUGUGCUGGGUCAGUGAUCACACUGGCUUCCGUGGCAUAAUUAAAAAUUCUGCCAGUGACUUUGUGGUGACUGAGAUCAAUAUGCAUGGGCAGCUAGUCAGUGAUGUUGAAGCUGAUUGCAGCCAGGAUUCUGAUAACAUUGAAAGUGAGCAAGAAAAGGCUCAUCCGAUACAGAAGAAGAGAAUGAAGAAACCAGAAAAAGCACUGGAAACAUUUUCUGGUUUGCCAAUCUUUGACAAAUUGAAGGAUGCCAAUGUCGUGCACGGCAAGGUUAACCAGACUGCUGACAGCAAUUUACCUGAAUCUGCAGCUAACUCUCCUUCACUGCAAGUAUCGGAAACCCAGGGAGGUACCUUGCAUUUGCUUUUGGGUAGCUCGCUGUCAGAAAAGCUGGAAAAAUUUGCUUCUUUGGCUAAGGAAAGAAAAGCUGCUGAACAAGAGGGGACAGAAGACAAAGCUAGUCUUUUACUUGGAACCUUCGAAGAGAAAUGCCAACGAGCGGCCAUUCAUUUGGCUGUACGGCAGAAAUUUCCUUUCCUAAAGACUGUUACCAGCUGUGGAGAAAUUGAGGUCAGGCUUGACCCUCAAUAUUCGGAGCUUUGCCAGUUAGUGUCUGAGGAAGAAGCCAACGGGUUCUUUGGUUUCUUAGAUUCAAGAGAUAGAAGUUCCAAGUUCACAUUUCAGUCCGAUCAGAAUAAGGAGCACCGGAAGGCCAUCCACCAUUUUGUCAGCAAGUACUUUGGGAAACUGGUGGAAACAAAAAGUUUUUUGGAGCAAGAUGGCAGCAGUGACAAAGCUGCAGUGAUUACUGUGAGAUUUAGAGGCAAAAUCACAUCAGGCAGGAAACGAAAUGCCAACGAUUGCCAGGCAGUGCCAACAACUUACACGGCAUUUACCUUGUGUAAGGUGAACAUGGAAACCCUGGAAGCAAUUGCUUGCCUAGCAUCAGAGCUUGGUGUGGUGGCAUCAGAUUUCAGCUACGCGGGCAUCAAGGACAAAAAAGCUAUUACUUCCCAAUCGAUGGUGGUAAAGAACGUGACAAUCAACAGGUUAAAAGCAAAGCAACUGUCAAUCCAGAGCAAAGGCCUGAAUGUGUAUAACCUGCGCCGUGCAACUGAGCACUUACGGAUUGGCCAGCUGAAAGGAAACCAUUUCAGCAUCAUCAUCAGAAAUGUCAGCAAGCACCAGGAAGAUGAUCCUAACACGAGUCUUGCUGAUCAAGUGUUUGAAGCAAUUGAGAAUGUCAAGGAGAAAGGAUUUGUGAACUACUAUGGACCUCAGCGAUUCGGCCUAGGACAGAAUGUUCAGGCAGAUCAAGUUGGUUUGGCUCUUCUCGAGGGAAAAUUGGUGGAGGCUGUGCAUUUAGUCUUUACACCUGAAGAAGGAGAUGACCCUGUCAAUCAGGCCAAGAGACAUUUUAUUCAGACUGGGGAUGCCAAAGGGACACUUGCUUUGAUGCCAGAGUACAAAACGAGAGAGCGAAUGAUGUUGCGUGCAUUAAACCGCUAUGGCAACAAUCGGGAGGGUUGUGCCCGGGCUUGGCUUAGUUUGCCACACUCCAUGCGUGUACUUUACAUCCACUCGUAUUGCAGUAAGGUCUGGAAUAAAGCUGCAUCUUUUCGCUUGAAAACUUACGACCUGAAAGUUGUAGAGGGAGACUUGGUUGCCUGUGAUAAUCUCGAGUGGGAUCCAUCGAAUCAGGAUAAUUCUCAGGUGCACAUUGUGACAACUGAAGAUCUGAAGUCAAACAUUUACUCCAUUAACCAAGUCGUUCUUCCAAUGCCUGGUAACAGUGUCCAGUAUCCAUGCAACAAGCUGGCAUUGUGGUAUCAGGAAACUUUGGCUCAGGAUGGACUGAAGGAAUGUAAGUUUAGAAUCCCUGCAUUGCAACUGAACAUUCCUGGAUGCUACCGGCGCCUCCUAGCACAACCUCAGCAACUGCUGUUUCGGUGGUUAGAGGACAAGGAAGUUCCUUUUACAAAAGAAGGCUGUGAACUUGUAACUGAUGACUCCAAACAGCCUCACGAAGUGAGAGACUCUCUUUCUGUGUCCUUCAGCCUGAAUUCGUCAUGCUAUGCGACAGUCUGUUUGAGAGAAAUCAUGAAAUGCAACGUGUAAUUCUUUUCAAUUUAUUGUUAUUAACUUUAGCCACAGUCUGCCAAUCUUCCAUAUUGUUACAGAAGGUUAGAAUGCGUUUUGGAUAUUUGUUUCUGUGAAAGCCACUCAAGAACAAGUGAUGUACUUCUAUGUACCACUGUUCACACAGUUGAAGCUGUUACGAAUUUAUUUGGUUCAUCAAAGUGGGAGAGUGGCAGUGGUCAGAGGAAUCAUGCUGAAAGACAGCCCCAGAUGUUGAGAAGGCAUGAGGGGGGAUGGAAACUUUCUUCCAGAAACAUGGGGCCAAUCAUAAGAAGAAUGCUCUGUCUGCUGCCCAUCCAACAUUUGCGCAAGGUCUGAAAAGGUUCCACCCUCUCACCUAGAAAUGGCGCAAAACUAAAGGAAGACAGAUAGCAAGAAAAAUAGAAGGAGAAAGCUGUAGGCAAAGACUCCAGUUGCAGGUGAGACAAGCCAAGUCGAGGGACCUGACUAAAUAUACACUUCAGGCAUGGAACCUUUGUCCUUUGGCUGUUCAUAGUGUACACUUGUCAAGUGUCACCCCAGAGAUUGUUACAGGCCUUGACCAAUCGAACAGUUGGUUUAGAUAGAGCAAAGUUAUCUUGAAUACUGACAGAUUUUCACAGCAUAAACUAGGAGUGGCCUGUGUUACCUGCUCCUGAAAUUUAAGGUGUCCUCCUGCUCUGUAUUCCUAAUAUUUAGAAUUAGCAGACAUAAAACGUGUACGUAUUUUUUUAAGAUAACAAGGUGUAGAACUGGAUGAACACAGCAGGCCAAGCAGCAUCAGAGGAGCAGGAAAGCUGAGGUUUUGGGUCUGGACACUUCUUCAGAAACGUCAGCUUUCCUGCUCCUCUGUUGCUUGGCCGCCUGUGUUCAUCCAGCUCUACACCUUGUUAUCUCAGACUCUCCAGCAUCGGCAGUUCCCAUUAUCUCUGAACAUUUUUUUUUUUAAGAACUAGUUUUUCCACUGGAGGACUGAAAGAUAAUCCGGUGUCUGUCAUCCAAGCACCGUUUCAUAAUAUACAAAGUUAAUGAAGACAAACAACCACUUAACAUUGUGGAGAGCAUAGCAACAAGAUGUGCAUGUAUGCUGCCAAUACAGCAUCGAUGGAAACUGUUUGUUUUCAGUAGCAGUAGUGUACAUGCAACCUGAACCCAAAGUCAGGAUGUUCAUCCAGCGCUACACCUUGUUACCUGGAUUGAGACUGUGUUUUACUCAGAAUCAUUAAAACAGGUACAGCACAACAGAAGGUCACAUGGCUCCUCAUGUCUGAGCUCUCUGACCGAGAAGUUCAGCAAGUUGCAUUCCCUCACCCUUUCUCCUGCAUAAUUCUUUCUUUGGGUGUUUAUUCAAUAUCUUUUUUUAAACAAAAGCCCGAUUGUAUCUGACUUCACCAUGCUGCCAGGCCAUGCAUUCCAUAAUCUAACCAUUCACUUCAUGCUUAAGAGUCAGGUCAGCUCUUCGCAACCAGAAAUUUAAACUUGCUAGUGUGAGCACAACCAUAAUUACAUCCUUUCGGUGAGUCUGUAAAACCAGAAUGUACAUAGAGGAGGAGAUGUUUUAAAAAACAGGUGCCUACUUUUAAUGUUCUUUUUAAGUUGUAAGUUGGAAUCAAAAAUUGUUUCCAGAGUUCACAUACGUAGCUUGCAAAUCUAUCUCAGUGUACUGAAUUACUUACCUUUUCUUCUUUUUAAGAUAAAAAGAUCUUCCCUUGAUAAAAUGUCUGGUCUGUACACAUCUAUAAACCCAGCCU
Messenger RNA from Rhincodon typus (whale shark), 4060 nucleotides. It is a transcript of the gene pus7l, whose product is annotated as pseudouridine synthase 7 like. Gene Ontology annotation, molecular function: pseudouridine synthase activity; RNA binding. NCBI's taxonomy places the organism in Eukaryota, Metazoa, Chordata, Chondrichthyes, Orectolobiformes, Rhincodontidae. The record is from RefSeq and is a predicted model, not a curated record. Gene Ontology annotation, cellular component: nucleus. The transcript has 9 exons. Gene Ontology annotation, biological process: pseudouridine synthesis. Bases 177 to 2309 code for a protein of 710 amino acids.